GGGGGAAGGCGACCGGCGCGCGUUCCCGGGCUCGUGACCGUCGGCGGCCUGGGCAAUCCGCGCCCACACUCUGUUGCAGAGAUGGCAGGCGGCAGAGCCCGGCGCGCCGUGGGCUCCCUCCACCUGCUGCUGCUGGCCUCCGUCCUGUCCCUGACAGCCGGGAGUCGGAGACCGGGCUCCACUGCCUGGACUCAAGAAAAGAACCACCACCAACCAGCACAUUUGAAUUCUUCAUCUCUUCGGCAAGUUGCAGAAGGCACCAGUAUUUCUGAGAUGUGGCAAAACGACUUGAAACCGCUGCUGAUAGAACGAUAUCCAGGAUCACCUGGAAGCUAUUCUGCUCGUCAGCACAUCAUGCAGCGAAUUCAGAGACUUCAGGCUGAGUGGGUCGUGGAGGUCGACACCUUCCUGAGUAACACACCCUAUGGCCACCGGUCCUUCUCCAAUAUCAUCAGCACUCUUAACCCAGAAGCAAAAAGACACUUGGUCCUCGCCUGCCACUAUGACUCCAAAUAUUUCCCUCGAUGGGACAGCAGAGUGUUUGUGGGAGCCACUGACUCAGCCGUGCCGUGUGCAAUGAUGUUGGAGCUUGCUCGUGCCUUAGACAAGAGACUCCACUCCUUGAAGGACGUCUCUGGUCCCAAGCCAGAUCUCUCGCUCAGGCUGAUUUUCUUUGAUGGUGAAGAGGCUUUUCUCCACUGGUCUCCUCAAGAUUCUCUCUAUGGGUCCCGGCACUUAGCCCAGAAGAUGGCAUCAAGCCCUCACCCUCCUGGAUCUAGAGGCACCAACCAACUGGAUGGCAUGGAUCUAUUGGUCUUACUAGAUUUAAUUGGAGCUGCAAAUCCAACAUUUCCCAAUUUUUUCCCCAAGACUACCAGAUGGUUUAAUAGACUUCAAGCGAUUGAACAGGAACUCUAUGAAUUGGGUUUGCUCAAGGAUCAUUCUUUGGAGAGGAAGUAUUUUCAGAAUUUUGGUUAUGGAAAUAUUAUCCAAGAUGACCACAUUCCAUUCUUAAGAAAAGGUGUUCCAGUUCUUCAUCUGAUAGCUUCUCCUUUCCCUGAAGUCUGGCACACCAUGGAUGACAAUGAAGAAAAUUUGAACGCGUCAACCAUUGACAAUCUAAACAAAAUCAUUCAAGUCUUUGUGUUGGAGUAUCUUCACUUGUAAUAUUUGAAUUUUGUUUGUGGUAAUUGCCUCUGUAUCAACUUCAACAGUCAAGACACUGUUUAAAUGAUCGGAUUCCAGAUAAAUGUUGCAUGUAAAUGUCUGUCCUAUAGAUUUAUUCUGUAGGUAUUUUUGAAUAUGUAAUCAGUGAAGCAUAGAAUUCUAUGAUGCCUUCAUGACUUCUUUUUUCAUCUAGCGACAAGAAAGAAACAUGCCAAGAAAUGAAAAACAAAUAGUUUUUGAAACUCUUUUGGAUGAAAUAUUUAAAUAACAUCAGAUGCACUUAUCAAUAUCAUAGACUUUAAACAGUACUUAAAUAUGAUGCUGUUGUGCAAUAUGUAGUGGUGGUUUUAUAUGUUAUCUCAUAUAGUGUGUUACAUAAUAUGUAAUACAACACAGACAUGUACUUUGACAGCUCUUAACUUUCUUCAGGAAAGCUUUGUGGAGUUUAUUUCUUGAAAAUUAAAGUCUGAAUU
Messenger RNA from Psammomys obesus (fat sand rat), 1640 nucleotides. RefSeq names its product glutaminyl-peptide cyclotransferase (gene Qpct). The coding region runs from base 82 to 1167 and encodes 361 amino acids. The record is from RefSeq and is a predicted model, not a curated record. Gene Ontology annotation, molecular function: zinc ion binding; glutaminyl-peptide cyclotransferase activity. NCBI's taxonomy places the organism in Eukaryota, Metazoa, Chordata, Mammalia, Rodentia, Muridae. The transcript is spliced from 7 exons.